ACGCAUCAGUUAGUAUACGGUGUCAACGCUGUUCGUUCCUACUCGUCAUCCGCUGCCGAUUGAUAUAAAUCAAACGCGAUUUUUUGAAUUUGUUGGUCUAUUCGUAGUAAUUGAACGAUUUCUUCCGGACGGGAGGGGAUUUUCCCGUGAACAUUGUCAGAAGCAAAGUUUUUUUUUUUUUUUUUUUUCUAACUCAAAUUUUACACACCAACACACACCUACGCGUAGAUAUUUGGACGUUUCAACUCCGGAAAGCAAACGGGGAAAACAAAACAAAACACAAAAAAUGCAUCAGCUGUCAGCCAAAUUAUCGCAUUUUUCGAUUGCUCUGCUCGUCUUGUUCGUUUCGUUGACUAUGGACGUCGAAUCGGCUCCCGCUGCAACUUCUUCCAUUAACCGACCGGAAGCACAGCUGUCCAUUCAGGAAAUGGAGAAAUUUCUUGAGGGCCUGACCCGGUACUUGCAUCGACAGCGUUUGGAGCAGCAACGAAUGCAUCAGCCACAGGCCAAGUCGCUCAUGUCGGAAGAGGCCACCUACGAUCCGGAUGCUAUCGACCGUGCCAUCCUCGGCGAGAUGGCGGCGCCAUUAGAUGCGGAGAGAUCUUCUUCUGUCGAAUUGGCCAAUAAUUCCAUGUCUCAUGCACGUCCGCCGACUAAUAACAAAUGGCCGUGGUCGUUGAGUAACUUUGAACGGAUUGAAGAUCAGGAUGUUAAGCAACGCCAACCAUACGGCAAACGCAAUUCCGAAUUGAUCAACUCGCUACUGGGCUUACCCCGUUUCAUGAAAGUCGUCGGAUAAAUUGGAUUGGAAUAAAAACAAAUUAUUAUUAUAAUUGGAGUACAGGGCAAAGGGGGCAUGUUUUUCAUCAUAUCUUAUGUGUUGACAUUAAAAAAAAAUAAAAUAAAAUCUUACACAUUUUAUUAUAUAAUGCAUACUUUAAUAUAUGCAUGCUACUAGAACUUAGUAGUCCACCUCUUCCGCUUUCCGAAAACGCUCGCCAAUGGAAACAAGCGUUCGACAAAUCGUUUACAUAUACGAGUAUCUUCAGCAUUAUGUGUAGUUGACGACGGAUAUUAAUAUGUUAAUGUUCCCGUUAUUUGAUGGCGCACCUAAGUAUUAAAUCAAACCCAUUGAUCAACUAAAAAGAAAAUAAACGAUUAACUGUU
Messenger RNA from Daphnia magna, 1167 nucleotides. RefSeq lists its product as uncharacterized. The transcript is spliced from 2 exons. Gene Ontology annotation, molecular function: hormone activity. Gene Ontology annotation, cellular component: extracellular region. Bases 287 to 799 code for a protein of 170 amino acids. Gene Ontology annotation, biological process: response to light stimulus. Lineage: Eukaryota; Metazoa; Arthropoda; Branchiopoda; Diplostraca; Daphniidae. The record is from RefSeq and is a predicted model, not a curated record.